Moesziomyces antarcticus is the source of this 837-nucleotide messenger RNA. RefSeq lists its product as uncharacterized. NCBI's taxonomy places the organism in Eukaryota, Fungi, Basidiomycota, Ustilaginomycetes, Ustilaginales, Ustilaginaceae. The record is from RefSeq and is a predicted model, not a curated record. Bases 1 to 837 code for a protein of 278 amino acids. The transcript has 2 exons.
AUGGACUACAUUCGUCAGCUUACGGGUAGUGCCAACCUGAAGGCCAACAGCUCGCGGGGCGAGUCUCCCAUCUCGGACAUUGUCGAGACGGCCGAAGAGGCGCAGAUCAACAUCGACUCGGCCGUCCAGGCGGUCCUUCAUGCAGCUGAGGUGGCUCGACACGACGACGCCGACGACGCCGACGACACCGACGUCGACGCCAUGGAGACGAAGGACACCACGUCCAGCCAUGUCGGCGGCGCUACUCAGGUCGAUGUUCAGCCGGUGCGAUUCGAGCAAGACCCCACUCCGGCUUGCGAUGCGGGCCAGGCCGGUUUGACCGAGGAACAGGCUGCUCAGGCACUGCGCUCUCUGUACGAUGCCGCGGAACAGCACGAUGGCCAAGUCGAGACUCAGGCCAGCCCUACGGGUCAGAUUCGCUUUGCCGAUCAGGCAAGCCCUGCGGGUAACGUUCGCACCGCCGACGCGAUGGACGAAUCCAUGCCGCUGUCCAACCAGCCCGAGCCUGUGGACGUUAAGCCGAACCAGCACGAGGCUACCCAGGAGCCUACUAUCGGUCUCAACAUCCGCGACGCCAAUGGUUACAGCACCAUCUUCCGCUGCAAACCCUCGAGUAAGUCCCCCUCCCCAUCUCUCCCUUUGACCGCAGGUACUGACUCGUAUCGCGGAUGGAUUGUAGCCAAGCUGUCCAAGGUGUUCAAGGUGUUCGCCAAGCGCUACCAGACCGAACUGUCCAAGAUCCGAUUCAUCUCAUCCGACGGAAGACUGCUGCCCAAGUGCAACCCCAAUCUCACCGUCCAGAGUGAGGGAUUCGAGGACGGCGACGAGAUCGAGUGA